AUGUCUUGGGAUGAAGAUGUUAUGCUCGAGGACGACUUAGAAAAAGAUUUUCAAGCGUACGAGGAGUUGGAUAAUUUGGUUGGGAACCCAUUAUGUCCCAGCAUUAAAGUGACAAAAGAUGAGAUAAGAAGGGCUUGCCAGCCAUGGAAGAGGUCGGUGAUAGUUAAAUUGUUGGGGAAGAAGAUAGGGUGGACAUAUUUGAAGUCGAGACUCUUAAAACUCUCGAACCCAAUGGGAGGUGUGGAGGUUAUGGAGUUAGAUGGUGAUUUCUUUCUAGUGCGAUUCGAUGUAUGGGAGGAUGUCCAGUAUGCGAUUAACGAAGGGUCGUGGCUGAUUUUGGGUCAUUGUUUGAUUGUUCAUAGAUGGCACCCAGGAAUUUUAGCCAAGAUUGGGAACAGUCUAGGGCGAUAUGUUAGGACCAACCCCAACACGCUAAAGAAGUCGAGUGAGAGUAUGGAGGAGACAUACACCACAGAGAGAGCACGGUUUGCAAGAUUAUGCAUAGAGGUGGACUUAGCUAAAGUUCUUGUUCCUUCCUUUGAGAUCCAACAUGAGGUGUAUCCUGUGGAGUAUGAAGGAUUGAACCUGGUGUGCUUUUCUUGUGGGCAAUAUGGCCAUCAAAAAGAUCAAUGUCAAAGAGGCGAGAUGGAGAAACAACAAAAAGUGGCUCAGAACAAGGUUGCUAGUAUUAUUAUAGAGGGGGGAACGGAAAAUAGACGAGAAGAAGAUCAAAGAAUCUUCGGGCCUUAG
Cajanus cajan (pigeon pea) is the source of this 750-nucleotide messenger RNA. RefSeq lists its product as uncharacterized. The record is from RefSeq and is a predicted model, not a curated record. NCBI's taxonomy places the organism in Eukaryota, Viridiplantae, Streptophyta, Magnoliopsida, Fabales, Fabaceae. Gene Ontology annotation, molecular function: zinc ion binding; nucleic acid binding.